GAUCUAUUCUCUUCACCGUUUCCCCAUUGCAGAUUCACAGUUUCUUCUUCAACCUUCAAAUUCCCCUUCACUGUUCUCUCACUCUCGCAACAAAAAUGCCCGUCAUCGCCGCAAAACGCUCGUUGCGAUCUCAUCCUUCCUCGCCUCCCCGCAAAUCGCCUCGCCGAUGCACCGCAGCAACCGCCAAUUCUUCCCGCAAUGUAAACAAUUUCGGCACAGAUGAAAACCAAGUUGAUCCGGCAGCUGUGAAACCCAGGUGGAAUCCCAAAGAUGGUGAGCAAAUAAAGGCGGUGAAGCUAGCAUUGCACUUGUCCACUGCGCCGUCUUCGGUCGUGUGCCGUGAGGAGGAGCAGAAUGUUGUUUUGGAGUUCUGCAAAGGGUGCGUUGAGCAUAAAAAGGCCGGGAGUCUGUACAUUUGCGGGUGUCCCGGAACCGGGAAAUCGUUGUCUAUGGAGAAAGUGAAAGAGCAAUUACUCAAUUGGUCUAAGGAGGCAGGUCUCUCGCUGCCAGAUGUUUUAUUCGUGAACUGCACAACUCUUGCUAGCACAUCUGAUAUUUUCACAAAGAUGGUUGGGUUAAACCAAACACAGGGUAAAAAGGUUUCAGCCUCGCCCUUACAGCAACUUCAUAACAUGUAUUCUCAGAAAUCAUCUAUCAACAACAUGACAUUGAUAGUAGCUGACGAAUUAGAUUAUUUGAUAACCAAAGACAGAGCCGUUCUUCAUGAUCUUUUUAUGCUCACUACCUUUCCAUUUUCUAGAUGUAUAUUGAUAGGUGUAGCGAAUGCAAUUGAUUUAGCUGAUCGAUUUCUUCCGAGGCUUACAUCAUUAAAUUGCAAGCCUGUGGUUGUAAAUUUCCAGGCUUACUCGAAAGAUCAGAUCCUCAAGAUUCUUGAAGAAAGAUUAAAGGAACUUCCUUACAUUGUCUUUCAACAGCCGGCCCUGGAACUAUGUGCUAGGAAAGUUGCCGCAUCUUCUGGAGACAUGCGGAAUGCCCUUUCUAUAUGCUGGAGUGCAAUCGAGAUGCUUGAAGCAGAAAUUAGAGAAUCUGCGUGCAAUUUGAACACUUCAUUGGAAGAGAUAUCAUUCUCCAAACAAAAUCUUCCCACAGCUCCUGAUUGUAUGAAAAAACGUGAAUUUGAUAUUGUGAGAACUGAUCAUAUGUCUCGUGCCUUGUCCAAGACUUAUAGGUCACCUGUGGUGGAUACGAUACAAUCUCUGCCACAUCAUCAGCAGAUUAUACUCUGCUCUUCUAUGAAUCACUUUCGAGAAGCCAAGAAAGAUACAUUCCUAGGAGAUUUGUAUCAAUCGUAUGUGGGGAUAUGCAGAUCAUCUUUAAUUCCUCCAGCAGGAAUCUUAGAAUUUUCGAACAUGUGCAGAGUGCUAAGUGACCAGGGUCUUAUUAAACUAGGACAAUCUCGAGAGGAUAAAUUAAGAAGAGUGUCGCCUAAAGUAAAUGAGGGUGAUAUUACUUUUGCAUUGCAGGGGAUACGGUUUUUUCACAACUGUCUUAAAUGAUUCUGAUGAUAGACUGUUAGUGUUCAUUCAACAUGACGUGAGAUCAAAGAUUCUUCAUUGGAUAAAGACAAGUUCUUUUGGUUCAAACCGGUGUCUGCAUCAUAUUAUAUGAAGUGGUAUACUCGAUUAAAGCAUGGAGUUGAAAUCACUUCGGCAGAUUUUUUGCUCAGCAAAAGCUAUUAGAGUAUAUUUUUUAUGUUUUUUUUUUCAGAACUGGUUCGGGCAGUAUGAUUUAUGUAGCUUACUUCAGGCAGUUAUGUGAUAAGGUUGUAUUUUCUCAGGAGAAAAAAAAUAGCAACAGAUACAUUAAUUUCAUACUAAUAAAUUAAUUUUUUUCAGA
Vigna umbellata (rice bean) is the source of this 1857-nucleotide messenger RNA. RefSeq names its product cell division control 6 (gene CDC6). Gene Ontology annotation, cellular component: nucleus. Gene Ontology annotation, molecular function: ATP hydrolysis activity; DNA replication origin binding. The record is from RefSeq and is a predicted model, not a curated record. Lineage: Eukaryota; Viridiplantae; Streptophyta; Magnoliopsida; Fabales; Fabaceae. Gene Ontology annotation, biological process: mitotic DNA replication checkpoint signaling; cell division; DNA replication initiation.